AUAGGGCUUCCACGACGUUUUACAGGCCAAGAAAUUCAAACCUUUGCAUCAAAACUGACUCAUUCAACUCUCUAUUUCAUUCCAAAGAUUUCAGUCGAUUCUUUAGUGUUCAUGUUGGCGAUCAAUGGAAGUUACCUGAAAGAAAAAGACUAAAUAGCCAACAAAGCGAGCAUGCAUUGAAGAGUUUGUUCGACGGUUGGUCAACACUGAAACAACCAAAAAAUCAAUCAUACCAUGUUGAAAAGAAUCAGGAAGAUAAGCAAACAAAAGGCUAGUGGCAAAGAACAAGAGGAGAUGGCCAAAAGCAAGGACAAGGCCGCGGGAAACAGCCUUGAUGACACGAUGACAGCUUUGCUAAGCGAAAGAGACAGCUUACUAGAAGAAGUGAAGAAACUAAAAGAACAAUUACAGAAUGAAAAUGUUCGCUACGCAGAGCUGAAAUCCCUCAAGACCCAACAAGUAUGCGCACUGACUUUCAAACUGGCCAAAGCGAUGCGAGAUAAAGAGAGGGCAAUUGAAGAAAACGACAGUCUGAAACAGGAGCUGCUAGACAUCAGAAGUACAAGACAAGUGCGCGAAGAAAGUGUUUUGGAAAACCGGUCUGAGAGUGUGCCAUUAGACGUGGUUGAAGUUAAACAAAACAGCAUUCCUUUGGAAGAACCUCAGCUAUACAGGAAAAUAAAUGACAGUGAUAAAAACAUUCCAUGUGAAAAGAUGUCCUGCUUCAUCAUCACCGGUGAACCAAUACACAAAGAAAGAUGCCAGAAAGGAGUCCAGGAAGAGGUAAAGCAAAACUUGGUGGAGAAGUCCGUUGUUGGUGGAGAACCAAGGGAACCCCCCGAAGAUGCUUCGCAAGGAGAUGAAAACAGCGAUUGCAGCUCGAGUGACACUCUUUCCCUGAGCCAAUGUUCUUUUAAAUCGGAUGAACAAAAUACGAAGAAAAAAGUUAUGGUCGAGUUUCGUAGAAUUCAAAAAGAACUGCUUGACGUCAAGAAGAAUAUGUCCAUGGUUCAAGGACUGAACGAGCGGCUCUCACGUGACCUGCAAUCACUUGUUGAUAAAAAGAAUUCCCACCCUUUGGUUAGGUCACAGUCACUGCGUAUGCGCAAGAAUGGGUCGUCUGAUUUCCCUCACGAUAAUGUCGAUGGCAAACGAGAAAAUUUGUUUGUUUUCCCUGUUACUGAAACGACUAAAAAGGAUCAAGCGAAGACCACGCAAGAUGCAAGUACAGAAACUGAAGUAUGCGGCCUUGAACAAAUUGAUGGUUUACAAAAGAAAAACGAGUCCCAAGACGAAAGAAUCGAACAAUUAAAUCAAGAGAGUUUGGAGGAAAUCCCAGGUGAUGGGCUCCCUGUUGAAUUAGAAUCAGCUGACUGUGCACGAAGUAAAGAUGGCGAUGACAAGGAAAUACAGGCCAACGUGAUCGAGGUACGAAAGCAAUUGGAAAAAGCAAUGAAAGAGCUGGAAGAACUUCGAGCCGACAACAAAGAAAUGAAAAAGAAAAUCAACAACAUUGCGUUCGCGACAGACCACGGUGACUUUCUGCGCAAGACUACGCAGUUCACUGGUGCUCUCUUGAAAGAAAUGAGGGAGAGAGAACAGAAGAUCGAACGAAAGACGUCGAGAACCACGCCAAAGGUCAAACAACCUCCAUUGAGUGUCCUGGGUACACGAUUGAACGAGAUCACAAAAACAGUGGAUGACAUGACAAAGCCAGACUCCACCCUUUCAUCCCUUGAGUCUGUCUGCGUAACUUCAACUGUAGAGUCUGCUUUGAUGACAGAGCCUAUCCCAAGACCGCACUCCGCUGGUCUGCCAACGACGCAUAUCUUUUCCAGGCAAGUCGAUGCAAAAGUUAAACCUCUCCCUGAACCUAAAAAAAGGCGUUUCACGACGGGAAAACUUGGAGAGCCAUCGCUUGCAUAUCGACACGUUGGACUUAUUAGCAACGAUGGUGGACUGAAAAGAUUAAUGGAGCCUUUGGCAAAGGAAUGGAGAUCAACAGAGACCUUGUCUCCUCGUCAUAGCUUUAGUGGUCCCCUCGGAUACAAGGACUAUAUUCAAAGACACAUUGUUAUGUCUUCAAAUGCUAUUGCUAAAAUACGAGAUCUGACCCCUGAGGAGCUCAAUGGACAUAUCGUAUACUAAUGCUAAAACAUUUCGUACAUGCGCCCGCACUCUUAGCAGUAUGUAUAAUAUUAUUACUUACCGCUGACCAAAUGUAUUCAUGAUUGAAUGUAUUCCAUAAACACUGAUUUGAAUUCAUUUUGAAUGAAAGUAGUUCAGUUCUAAAUUUAUCUAUAAUACUUUCCUUUUUCCAUUUGUUUCGAAUCAUAUAUAACCGAAAAAUCAAAAGCAUGUAAAUAUACCUUAUUUU
This is a messenger RNA of Actinia tenebrosa (Australian red waratah sea anemone), 2377 nucleotides long. RefSeq lists its product as uncharacterized. The record is from RefSeq and is a predicted model, not a curated record. Lineage: Eukaryota; Metazoa; Cnidaria; Anthozoa; Actiniaria; Actiniidae.